This is a messenger RNA of Loa loa (African eye worm), 390 nucleotides long. RefSeq lists its product as hypothetical. The record is from RefSeq and is a predicted model, not a curated record. Bases 1 to 390 code for a protein of 129 amino acids. Lineage: Eukaryota; Metazoa; Nematoda; Chromadorea; Rhabditida; Onchocercidae. The transcript has 3 exons.
AUGAUAGUGGUAACAUUGACAGGAUACCUACAGACAGAUGUAAUAAUAGUUGAAGAGACGACAGAAUUAACGGACUUAACGAAAUAUCCACAAGUGGCAGUGACACCAAAGAGUGAAAGUACCCCUAUAUCUGGUGUAACGGAUAACUUAUCCGAAGUAACAGUUAAAGGUAGCAGGAUUAUAUGGGAUAGAAGCAUUUUCAUACUGUUCCGUGGGUUACGGGAAAUGAAUUCCAUGUUCGAGUACUUCAGACUGAAUGAGUUCGUAUCCGUGCAAACUGGUCGGUUGGGUAAGCUAAAAUUCGUGAAUCAAGUGAAUUUGCUUUAUGAGAUAGCUCUUAGCGUCUUCCUGGGUGAUCUUCCACUGUUAGCUUUUUACUGGAUUGUUUAG